Molecule: messenger RNA, 1472 nt
Organism: Carlito syrichta (Philippine tarsier)
Lineage: Eukaryota; Metazoa; Chordata; Mammalia; Primates; Tarsiidae
Gene: TENT5C
Product: family with sequence similarity 46 member C
Exons: 1
Coding region: 24-1199 (391 amino acids)
Biological process (GO): mRNA stabilization
Molecular function (GO): RNA binding; poly(A) RNA polymerase activity
Source: RefSeq, a predicted model, not a curated record
CCCUGGCCAGAACAUCCCUCAAGAUGGCAGAGGAGAGCAGCCGGACCGGGGACUGCGUGUCCUUCAGCGUGCUCAGCUGGGACCAGGUCAGCCGGCUGCACGAGGUCCUGACCGAGGUCGUGCCCGUCCACGGACGAGGCAACUUUCCCACCCUGGAGAUAACGCUGAAGGACAUCGUCCAGACCGUCCGCAGCCGGCUGGAGGAGGCAGGCAUCAAAGUGCAGGACGUCCGGCUGAACGGCUCCGCGGCCGGCCACGUUCUGGUCAAAGACAACGGCUUGGGCUGCAAAGACCUGGAUCUCAUCUUUCACGUGGCUCUCCCGACAGAGGCGGAGUUUCAGCUGGUCCGGGAUGUGGUCCUGUGUUCCCUCUUGAACUUCCUGCCGGAGGGCGUGAACAAGCUCAAGAUCAGCCCCGUCACCCUGAAGGAGGCGUAUGUGCAGAAGCUGGUGAAGGUGUGCACGGACACUGACCGCUGGAGCUUGAUCUCCCUCUCCAACAAGAACGGGAGGAACGUGGAGCUGAAGUUCGUCGACUCCAUCCGGCGUCAGUUUGAGUUCAGCGUGGACUCCUUCCAGAUCGUCCUGGACUCCUUGCUCUUCUUCUACGACUGCUCCACCAGCCCCAUCUCCGAGCACUUCCACCCCACCGUGGUCGGGGAGAGCGUGUAUGGCGACUUCGAGGAGGCCUUGGACCAUCUGCAGAACAGACUGAUCGCCACCAAGAACCCCGAGGAAAUCAGAGGCGGCGGGCUCCUCAAGUACAGCAACCUUCUCGUGCGGGACUUCAGGCCCACGGACCAGGAGGAGAUCAAGACGCUGGAGCGCUACAUGUGCUCCCGGUUUUUCAUCGACUUCCCGGACAUCCUGGAACAGCAGCGGAAGCUGGAGACCUACCUUCAGAACCACUUUGCCGAAGAAGAGAGAAGCAAGUACGACUACCUCAUGAUCCUCCGCAGAGUGGUGAACGAGAGCACCGUGUGCCUCAUGGGCCACGAGCGCCGGCAGACGCUGAACCUCAUCUCCCUCCUGGCCUUGCGGGUGCUGGCGGAGCAGAACAUCAUCCCCAACGCCACCAACGUCACCUGUUACUACCAGCCGGCUCCUUACGUCAGUGACGGCAACUUCAACAACUACUACGUGGCCCAUCCUCCGGUUACCUACAGCCAGCCCUACCCUACCUGGCUGCCCUGUAACUAGCCUUGAGACCUGAGGGUUUCUGCAGGGGGAACCCCACUAAGGCGAGGGCUCUCAGGUAGGGGAGCCUCCUUCUAGAUGUAGGUGUUUGGCUUUUAAAGGGGAACUCAGCUCUGAUUCUGCUUUUUUUUUCUUCUUUGUGUACCCAUUGGAGUGGGUCGGCAGCCUGUCACGAGCCAACCCUAAAAGGACCCAUCUCACAGUGCCGCUUUGGGAAAUGCCCUGGGAAGUGUGACCUCUGCGUGUCUUUCCCAGAUAGACACCAACGUGUCGUGU